Messenger RNA from Cynoglossus semilaevis (tongue sole), 1564 nucleotides. RefSeq names its product nudix (nucleoside diphosphate linked moiety X)-type motif 15 (gene nudt15). Gene Ontology annotation, cellular component: cytosol. NCBI's taxonomy places the organism in Eukaryota, Metazoa, Chordata, Actinopteri, Pleuronectiformes, Cynoglossidae. Gene Ontology annotation, biological process: dGTP catabolic process. The transcript is spliced from 3 exons. Gene Ontology annotation, molecular function: 8-oxo-7,8-dihydrodeoxyguanosine triphosphate pyrophosphatase activity. The record is from RefSeq and is a predicted model, not a curated record. Bases 121 to 594 code for a protein of 157 amino acids.
UGCAGAGAGCGGAAACCUCUUGCAGCAGAAUACCAAAUGAGCGAGUGAGCAGAUUGGAGUGUGUACGCUAGCUUCGAUCUGCUGUGUAUUUGUUUUAUUUAUAAUUUCUGGUGUUUUAGGAUGUCAGACAAAUCGGUUAAACGCCCCGGAGUGGGAGUUGGAGUACUGGUAACAGACUCACUCCACCCUGGAUGCGUUCUCUUGGGGAAACGGAAAAGCGCAAUGGGCAAAGGGACUUAUCAACUUCCUGGUGGUCAUUUGGAAUUUGGAGAGACCUGGGAGGAAUGUGCUCACAGGGAGGUCCUGGAAGAAGCUGGGGUGCAGUUGGUGAACGUCCACUUUGCCUCUGUGGUAAACUCCAUCAGACAAGAGGAGCAGUACCACUACGUCACCAUUAUUAUGCAGGGAGAUCUAGACAGGGACAAGUCUGGAGAGCCGGAGAACCUUGAGCCGGAGAAGAAUGAAGGCUGGACAUGGACCCACUGGAAUGACUUUCCUCCAGAGCAACACCUUUUCUUACCACUAGCCUGUCUGAGACAGCAAGGUUUUCAGCCUUUCCAGAACACGGACACAAACUCUACGGCUCGGCAUUGAAUCUGCGUGUUACUGUAAAAGGUAUUCUUACACCAGAUAGCCAGAACUGUGAUCAUAUACUGUACACUGUUUUCAUUGGUAAGCAAUUGUAAAAAAAAUACAAUACUAUUACAAAGUCCUUAAUGAACUUGAGAGAAAAUUUGGUAAAAUUUCUGGUUUUUUUUUACAUAAGUCUUUACAAAAUCUAUUCAAAAAUGUUAAUUUAACUGUGCAGGAUAAAAGUUAACAUUAGCUAGUACAGUUAGCAGCUCUCCUCUGUGUAGCUUCCUCCACACAGGAGAUAUGUUUAUAAAUGUUUAGAAAGAUAAUUAUGUUUAAAUGUUGUAUUAAUUGUCCAUGGUAUGUUUCAGAUUUAUUCAAUUGAAAAUGUAAAUGUGAAAAUAUGAAUUUUCCCUACGUACCCCACUAGAGAGCGCUCGCGUACCACUUGUGGCCAGGUUUUAGGUGAGGGGAAAUAACACAAUACCUCGUACAAGUACAUCCAAAAAUGUAAUGCAGUCUUACCAGAGCUGUGUCUAAAAGGACUUGCUGUUUGCUGCUUUUGAACACUUACGGUGUUCAAAGAUGACACUGUAAGUGCUUUCGAACCCUUACUAUUUUUAAUAGUAUGUUCAUGUCUGAUGUGCAGAUAAAAGGGUGAACGUCAAAAAUGUACAUUAUUCUUAAUGCAGAUGGUUUAACUGUUCUUUUUAAUGUUACAUAUGAUGAACACAACACAAAGUAUUGAUUUGUGCUCAACUAACCCACACCACGUGUGCACCAUGUUUUUACCCUUAGACCUUUUUCUUGGAAGUGAAAGCUGUUGGUUAAAAUGCCAAAUGUUUUUAUCUCUUAAAAGUCCCGCAGAGCAAGUAUUGUCCACAGUGCCUUUUAAAAGUUUCUUGUCUUUGGAAGCAUGCAGUUGCAAUAUCAUGACGAAACCUAUUUCCUGACAGAUUUAUCACACAUUAAACAUGUUAAUAUUACAAUA